This is a messenger RNA of Labrus bergylta (ballan wrasse), 5155 nucleotides long. Lineage: Eukaryota; Metazoa; Chordata; Actinopteri; Labriformes; Labridae. The record is from RefSeq and is a predicted model, not a curated record.
CGGACAGCAGCAGCGUCGUGCAAGAAUUGUUAUUUUUAGCGCCUGGCUCGUGUUGCAGUGUCGGGGUCGCGACAGACUUUUUUUUUUUCUUUCUUUUUUUCUCUCUCUCUCUCUUCGUGGGGAGCAGGAGAAGUGCUAAGCAAUCCCUCGGACUGCUCGGAGUUACGGCCGAGGGUGACUGAUAGAAGCGAGGAGGAUAUAACGGACUCACGGAGCGGGGAGGGGAGCACCACUGCACACAUCUUAAUCAUCACCGUCCCACUGACUCUCCCCCCCGGUCCUCGUUUUAACCGACCGGCCCCCCCCCCAGGAGAUGGCUAGCCCCGCAGCAGGUCGAGAUGUCCCGAAUGCCCCAACGCGGGACGACUCUGAGCGGUCGGAACCGAACCAUCCCGAACCAGCCUGUCAGGAGGCACAAAAAUGGAUAGAGGCUGUCACCGGAAAGAGUUUUGGAGAGAAAGACUUUCGCAGCGGAUUGGAAAACGGCAUCCUGUUAUGCGAGCUGCUGAGUGCAAUCAAACCAGGGCUGGUCAAGAAGAUCAACAGACUGCCCACCCCCAUCGCUGGGCUGGACAACCUGUCAGUCUUUCUGCGGGGCUGUGAGGAGUUGGGCCUAAGGGGCUCACAGCUGUUUGACCCAGGAGACUUGCAAGACACUUCCAUACGAGCUAACCUCAGGGACUCUGACUGCAACCGCAAAUUAAAAAAUGUGCUGAACACAGUGUUCUGGCUCGGGAAGGCUGCGAGCGGCUGUGCCUCCUUCAGCGGCCCUAAUCUCAACGUCAAGGAGUUUGAAGGGCUUCUUGCUCAAAUGAAGGUGGAGAGUGAGGAAGGAGGGGACAAUCCACAGCAGCGCAGCGUCAGAGACAGUGGUUACGACUGCUGGGACUCUGAGAGGAGCGAGUCUCUCUCUCCACCACGACACACUCGUGACAACUCCUUAGACAGUUUGGACUCCUUUGGCUCCCGCUCACAGAACAGCCCUUCUCCUGAUGUUGUGAAUCGAGGCAACAGUGAUGGGCGAUGCAGUGACUCUGAGGCUGAUGCCUCCAGCAGGAGGCCAGAUGUGCGAAAGGAUGACAUGUUGGCCAGACGGACUGCCAGCAGUGAAGCGAGAAGCUCCAUUCCCUUUAACCAGUUUCUUCCCAACCGAACCAACGCCAGUUCCUAUAUCCCGACUCCACGACGGAAACAACAUAAAGAGGAGGGAGAGCAGCGGAGGAGUGUGAGCAUGGGUGACAUCCUGAACGAGGAAGAAGGAGGACACUUACCUCCACUGAGCCAGUCACGAAAUGAACGCAUGCAUGACCAGUGUAACAUGGAAGAGGACGACCACUGGAGAGACGACUUGGCUCGUUGGAAGAAUCGCCGCCGCAGCGCAUCACAGGAACUGAUUAAGAAAGAGGAGGAGAGGAAGAGGAUGGAGAAAAGGAUGAAGGAGAAAGGAGGUGACAGCAACAAGAGGAAAAGUAUUAAGACCUACAAAGAGAUCGUGGAGGAAAAGGAGCGUCGAGAGUUAGAGUUGUGCGAGGCCUACAGGAGUGCAGCAACUCCAGAGGAGGCCGCCAUGGUUUUACAACGCUACGCUCUCCGCUUUACAAUCAGUGACGCAACACUGGACAGCUUAAAACUGCCUCGAUCCACUUCAAAACCCACACAGGACAUCAGUCUGGUGGAGCACAAGGAGCACACAACAUUACCUGUUAGUGAGACUGAAACAUCAGAUCCUCUGAGGCACAAACCAGACCAGGCUGUUAUAACGGACCAGAGCUGCACAAUACCUGAAGAGAUGGAGACAGAGUCAACUGAUCAACAAGAGACUUCAGAUUCUGCCUCCUCCAGCACCCCGACUCCCAGCAGUCCCCCAACCCCCAUCUUUAACUCAGAAACUGUGCCACCUCGGCCACUCCAGCUCCAUGAACCUCAAACAAAACCUGCCGAUUCUCCAAACGCACAUCAGAAAGUAGUGACUGCAGGACAUGCAAAACACACACCGCCUCAGAUUGCACGAGUGCAGCCGCACACCGCACAGCCUGCACACACACUCCCCUCCCCUCAAUCUGCAUCCCCAAGACCUGUUCCCCUUCUGGCAGCCAAACCCUACUGCCAGCCCAGGAGCACACAGGCUGGACACAAACCUGUAAAGAUGGACGGUUUGGUACGAGUGAACGGAGAGGCGACGGAGGAUUUGUCUACACCCACUCUGCCUACCCCUGCUGCACCUUCCCCACAGGAGAUCAAAGAAGUUCCCUCGAGACAAACUGAGAAAGAUAUUCCCUCCAAGCAAACUGCGACCAGUCAGCAGGCAGUGGAGCAGAUGCCACCUCCACAGACACCACCUCCAAAUACACCACCUGCACAGACACCACUUCAGCAGACACCACUUCAGCAGACACCACCUCCACAGACACCACCUCCUAAGGCACCACCUCCACAAACACCACCUCCACAGACACCACUUCAGCAGACACCACCUCCUAAGGCACCACCUCCACAGACACCACCUCCUAAGGCACCACCUCCACAGACACCACCUCCUAAGACACCACCUCCACAAACACCACCUCCACAAACACCACCUCCACAGACACCACUUGAGCAGACACCACCUCUUCAGACACCACCUCAGGUCACACCAUCUCAGGAGACAGCACCUCCUCAAGCAGAAAAGACAACCUCGUCUUCGGCUUCUGCCAUCAGCUCCUUGAUCGGAGGCCGAAACUGUAUCAUCACAACAACUAUUGUGACAGAGCUUACGCAGACUGUAGUGGAGCCUCUUCACCUGGAUAGCCAAAGUGAAGGACAGGUCAAUGGUGCGAUGGUGUUUUCUGAGAGACCAGAAGAGGAAAUACAGGCUCAGCAACCUACAUCACCAAACAGUAAUCAAAACUAUUCUCCAACUGUCACAGAGGGACUAGAGGAGAGCAGUGUUUCUAUUGAGACCCCCAUGUUGAACUUGGCUAAACGUGUUAAUCACUGGGUCUGGGACCCCAAUGAGGAGCGUAAACGCCUGGAAAGUUGGCAGCAGGAGCAGGAGCGCCUCCUACAGAAGCAAUACGAGAAAGAACAGGAGAAGCUAAAGAAGGAGUGGGAGAAGGCACAGAUAGAGGUGAAGGAAGAGGAGAGAAAACAUAAUGAAGAGGAAAGAAGGAUCCUAGAGGAGACUGUGACACCCCUCAAUCCUACAGGCUUGUUAAAUCAGCAGUCAGACCAGACAGGGUCAACUGUAUCAUCUCCAGAAAAGACAGAGAAAAAGGGAAACAAUGUUCCCUUCCAGGUUAACGGCCAAAGAAUCUCCACAGGGAACGAGGAUCAGCAUGCUUCGAAGCUGCAUUUUUUCCAGGAAUCUGUAUGUGAUGGUGCACCGCCAAAGAAACAGGAGCUGUGGAAGACGGCUUCUCUGGACCGAAACCCGCAGCUGAACCAGCCACUGAUUGCUAAAAGGUCUGAAUCACAAGACACUGUAACAAACAAACAGCAGCCCUCCCCUUCAACACAUCAGCCUCCCUCACCCAGCAGGUGUGUAAGUGGGAAGAGACUCUGUUCUGGUUGUUCACAGCCGCUGGGAAAAGGAGCUGCAAUGAUCAUCGAUACACUGGGAUUGUUUUUCCACAUACAAUGUUUCAAGUGUGGGGUGUGUAAAGGGCAGCUGGGCGAUGCCACUGCAGGGACAGAUGUACGGAUUCGAAAUGGACUUCUGAGCUGUCACGAGUGCUACAUAGCAUCUCGGGGCAGAGGUCAGCCCACCACACUAUGAUGAUCCACAUUUCAACUGGAACUGGAACUGGAAGUCACACCAUGGAUGUCUGUGAUUGGUUAUUCUGGAAGCUGGACUCACAUUUCGGGCUCUCGAAAGCUCUGGAAGACUCUGGAAAUCUCUGCAAAGCUUUGGAAUCAUGAUCUUUCUCUAAAAUGCACAAACAGCUUUCUGGAUAUUACUGAGAGUGAAACUGGACUGACACAACAUCAGAUGCACAUACAGUACUGUGUGUGCUUAUUAACUGUACACAUGUAUACACUUCUAUUAAUAUGUGUAGCAUGAAUGUUAUCAAGAAAUCAGUAUGUUUAAUCCUUUGCACAUUCAAACUAAGCACAGUCAAGAAACUAAAAUAAGGAUCUGCUUAAUGUGCUAUGCUAAGUAAACCUCAACAACACAUCUCAAACCACGUCUCAAAAUCUUGACCAUUAACCCCGGCUUCUGCUCUGAUCACGUGACUCCCCUCUCUGAGUGUGACGUAAAGUGGUUUGGGUUUGAUAACCUGAAGUAGCUUGACCAUUAUAAUGCCUUACUCAUCGUCAUACCUUCUCAUUAAUUAUGGGUUUUUGUGUUUACAGUUUUGCAUGAAAGAAGAACAUAUAAAUAAGUUAUUGUGAGUUGUGCUCAGAUGGAAUAGUGUAAGUUUGAUGUAGGUUGUUUUCUGUAACAGCUGAACUUUCCUUGCGUAUGUUGUACAUCAUCAUGAUUUCUAUGAUUUUUUUGGGCAUCUGGCUAACUAACAUAAGCUUUUUCUUUAUGAUGUCUUUUACAGGAAUGAGAUUGCAUGUUUAUUAUUAUUAUACUUGUUCUUUGGAUUUUAAAUGUUUUCCCUUUAAGAUGUUUUAGCCAUUGUUAAUUCUCAUAGACUGACUGCGACCGAAUACGUGCCUUAUAUAAUGAAUGCUAGGGCUAGGGAAUGUGCAGGAGGAUUUGACACCCACGCAGACCUCUGGGUCUCAGCACAUUGUGUGAGUGCGUGUGUGUGUGUGUGCAGUGGAAUCAUGCAUGAUUAGGUAUGAAUGCAAUGUGUGAUUUUGACUUGAAGCACAGUUCCAUACCAGCAAAAAAACAUUUUUAAUGGAUAAACCUCUCCUGAUCACCUUCUGUUCCCUGUUCUACUCCUUCCCUCUAGCUACACCAAUGACGCUAAGUGAUUUGCUGCUUCCCUGUUAAUUAUUCCUCAUUUAUGACAGUUCACAAUGUCCUCCUAUCUCUCCUUGUUUGCCUCUAUCACAAGUGUUGCCUCCCCAGAGUCUGAGCUGAACGCCUCCCUCCUUCGUGUGUCGUUGCCUCUACCUUGACACCUGACAACAGCUUCAUCACCUAGAGGAAUAGAGCGCUCAGUUCAUUGUAUUUUAUAGCAAGUGUAUGUUUAUCAAUAAAAUAUUUUGAAUGGGA